Molecule: messenger RNA, 718 nt
Organism: Arabidopsis arenosa
Lineage: Eukaryota; Viridiplantae; Streptophyta; Magnoliopsida; Brassicales; Brassicaceae
Source: the annotation of a GenBank genome assembly
GACCAAAAAAAGUUCAAAGAAAGAAAAAUUUACAUCUUAUAAAAAAGCACACACCCCCACAUAUUCACCAAGACAAUAUGGCUGACGCGACAGAGAAAGCCGAGCACGACCGUAUAUUCAAGAAAUUUGAUGCUAACGGGGACGGAAAAAUUUCAGCAGCCGAACUUGAAGAAGCUCUUAAGACACUUGGCUCAGUAACGCCUGAUGACGUCAAGCGUAUGAUGGCUGAAAUUGAUACUGAUGGUGAUGGAAACAUAUCGUAUCAAGAAUUCACUGAUUUUGCAGAUGAAUCAAGAAAGGCUUUGACUUCCAAUGACUGUGGACUUUUUGCAUUGGUGGAAGUUCUUGAGAAUGGGACGCUGCAAGGUCGGGAAUACGCAGUAGGUUCGUUAUUGACAUUGUGUCAAAGCAACAUGAGUAAAUAUAGAGAACCAAUUCUCAGUGAAGGCGUAAUACCGAGCUUAUUAGAGCUCACAGUAAAAGGAACACCGAAAUCUCGAACAGAAGCUAAAAGAUUUCUCUGUUUGUUAAGAGACUCAAGGAGUCCAAGAUCAGAGUUUCAGCUUGAUGCAUUAGAAAAAUUAGUGUCAGACAUAAUCUCUCACAUUAAUGGAUAUGAUCAAUGCGGUAAAGCGAAGAAGAUGCUCGCUGAAAUGGUUCAAGUGAACAUGUAGAAGACCUUGAAGCAUUUGCAAGAGCCGGACCAACCAAUUCUGGG